GCAGCAGCUCGCGCGCACACGGCUCGCGCUCACACAGCUGUGCACCAGCCAUAUUGUGCACCGGCUCCAGCAAAGCGGCUGCGUCACACCCCGAAAACCGAGGAGACGGGCAGCUCACCGGGAACCACACGGGGACACACCGGGGACAAAACGACGCAUCUACAGCCGGUCGUUGUUGUUUUUAUUUAGAAGUGAAAAUGGUGAAAUUGGGGAAUAAUUUCAUGGAGAAGAAGAGCAGCGGGAAGAAGAAGGAGGAGGAAGAAGAGGAGGAGGAGGGGUUCGACACCAUCCCGCUCAUCACGCCGCUCGAUGCCAGCCAGCUGCAGUUCCCCCCUCUGGACAAGGUGGUGGUGAAGACGAAGGCGGACUACAUCGACAGCAGGAAGGCGACGCUGCGCUCGCCGAAGAUCGCCGAGUUCUCCAUCAGCGUCAUCGAAGGAGUUUCAGAAAGACUCAAAGUGACCUUGCUGGUGGUCUGUGCGCUGGCCUUCCUGGUGUGUGUGGUGUUCCUCGUGGUCUACAAGGUGUACCAGUACGAGCAGCCGUGCCCCGACAGCUUCGUGUACAUGCAGGGCCGCUGCGUGCCGGCCGGGAUGUACGGCGGCUUCCCCCCCCAGGCCCCCGGGGGCCGCGGCCGGCUCUUCACCCUCAUCAACCACUACAACAUGGCCAAGCAGACCAUCACCCGCUCCGUGUCGCCCUGGAUGGCCAUCAUGUCGGAGGAGAAGGUGACCCAGCAGGAGACGGCCCAGAAGCUGGCUUGACCCCAGCUGGGGUCAGCAGGAGGAGCGUGACACGCAUCAGGAGGAGGAGGUGCAUUCAAGCCAACCUCCAGAGUCUGGAGCUCUGCUCCUCCUCCAGGAGAGACUCCUGGAGGAGGAGCAGAGCUCCUGGAGGCUCGCUUGAAUCACACGUUAUUCAUUUACACUUUAAAAACAAGAGACACACACACCAUCUCUGUAAACACACUCACAGUCUCUGCACACACAUCUUUGUACACUGUACACACACACAUUCACACACCUGUGACCCUGCAACACACUCGUCCCCUCUGAACAUCUCGUGUGUGCGUCGCUCGUUUUAACGCACACGACUCGUCGCUUCGCUCUCGGCUCGUCAUGACGAUGACGUCCAGCCGGCGUGUGAAGUGUUUUUAGUCUUUGAAGUUUCCUCCACCAGCAUUCAUGAACGUCUCCGUUCAUCCGUGAGCUUUACACAGCGUACGUCUUAUUCAUCUGUCUAUUAAUCUAUUAUUAUUAUCAUUAUAUAAUGCAUCGUCGGUGUUGAAUGUGCUCCGCAUUGAAGUCGCGUCAGACUGUUGGAACGAUCCGACUCGAGUCGCUCGUCCUGCUUUUCUUUACUUCAUUGAACUCAAACCGUCAGAUGAUUGUUAUUAAUUAUUAAUUAUGUACCUUUUUCAAACUGUAACCAUUACCAUCAAAGUGCAUUUGCUACGUAUAACAAUGUUAAAUGAAGAACUGAAAUAAAGUGCCCACAUUUCACACCAA
Pseudoliparis swirei is the source of this 1508-nucleotide messenger RNA. RefSeq names its product neuronal vesicle trafficking-associated protein 1-like. Lineage: Eukaryota; Metazoa; Chordata; Actinopteri; Perciformes; Liparidae. Gene Ontology annotation, biological process: endosomal transport; G protein-coupled dopamine receptor signaling pathway; clathrin coat assembly. Gene Ontology annotation, molecular function: clathrin light chain binding. The record is from RefSeq and is a predicted model, not a curated record. Gene Ontology annotation, cellular component: membrane; endosome. The coding region runs from base 198 to 764 and encodes 188 amino acids. The transcript has 5 exons.